This is a messenger RNA of Nomia melanderi (Alkali bee), 3939 nucleotides long. RefSeq lists its product as uncharacterized. NCBI's taxonomy places the organism in Eukaryota, Metazoa, Arthropoda, Insecta, Hymenoptera, Halictidae. The record is from RefSeq and is a predicted model, not a curated record.
AUGAUGUUGGAUUACGAUAUUGCUGUCGCGGAAGCUCUAUUGACGGAUACAUAUUGCUCGAAUAAUAACGGAAGCUUCGAUUUUGGCAAGUGUGGCCAGUAUGUGGAUAAGAUCAAGCCAGUCUUAGGUCCCAGUUUGGAAGGCAGGGUCCACUGGGUUUUGAAGGAAUUCAUAUGUAAACAGCAUUCUCAGUAUUCAAAAUGUUUUCCUUGGGUAAAAAAGUGGAUGGAGACGAGCGCUGCAUGGGCUGACUGUAUGGACGCGUUUUUGACCAAGGACACCCCCGUGGGGGAAGAAAUGAUUAAAUACGCGAUCAACUACGUAGCCAAAGGCGGCCUGGUGACACAGUUCGUGGAUUCUCGUGGUUCGAAUAACAAGGCGAACAAAACGCGCCAGGAACUCGAUUCCUUUCCUCAAGAUCAGAGUAUCGUGAAAAGUAUGAACGUCUGGAGGUAUAUUAACGAAAAGGAUUAUUGGCUGCGGACUUGCGCAAACACUGCAUCAGUCAACGUAAUUUUCGAAACGUCGCCAAGAAACUCUCAUUUAAAGGAUACUUGUAACAGCGACUUAGAAGUAGAAGUCGGCUCUUGUUCAAAGAAAACCUGCGAAAGACACCGAGGAUUUCCACGAAAUCAACAAAAUCGAUUACACAACAGCAAAUCAAGUUCCCGAGAGAACAUGUCAGAUUGUUCCUGCAAUAUCGACGACAAUAUGAAGAGGAAACACAAGAAGAAUUCUCUUAAUACGAUUCCACAGAACCGUGAUUAUACAGUUCGACGAAAACAGUCGAAAUUAAAAACAUUCAUUUAUCAAAACAGAAACGUUAACGAUUCAACUAUGAGUCCCAUAAAAGUGACCAAUAUAUCUAUACCCUGCAGACCCAGUCAGCUGAUCGUUCGGAUAUUCGAGGCCGAUCCAUCGUUGUCGGACUCCUGUCUAAUCCUAAUGAAAAGAAAAUUCGAAAAUGGAAUUCGUAACGUGUGUUCCUGUCUGAACGAGAUCCUAAAGAAGCUCGCUAGCACGGAGGUGAAAGAUUUGCGUCUGGUGUGCGAGAUUCGACCGGGUUAUAUCGAUUUGAACCUUCGCCGCCCAAGAACAUCUAAGCCUCGAUUAUUCUUGGCUCGUUUACCGACCUGUCGCAGCCAUCCGAAACGCGAACCGCGUUGCAAACACACGAACAGCUGCGAAGAUUCGAGUUCUCGAUGUGGUGAGUUUCAAUAUCACAGGAAUUCUGUUUCCGUCGAUUGCUGUACCAACGGCAGCGAGAAACACGAAAAAUUCGACAAGGGAGCGCGUAGCUUCGUUUUUCGUACGCCUCGCUCGAAUUACAGUUCCACGAAUGAGAAAGAUUGCACUUCGAGCCAGGACGAAGAAAUCAAUGCACGCAUCAAGAGAAAGGUCUUUAGCAAAGAGGCGAAUUUGGUGUGGACCAGGAAGCCGGAAAAAGAAGUUUCCUUUAAAUUGAUUGAUGCCCGAAAAGUCGAAGAAUCGUCUACCGAUGAUAACAGCGAAAUAUGUAGAUUGGAUGUAACAUGUUGCGGUAAUGUUAAUAGUUUGAGUUUUGAUAAAAAGGAAGAUAGAGAAUCUGAGGAUAAUUGUAUCGAACAACCAACUGAAACGAUGAUUAAACAAGAAACGCGUAGCAACGAGUCUACCGCAGGAAAGAUAGAAAAUAAUGCAGAAUCAUCCGAUUCAAAUUCCAGUCGUUACUCCGAUAGUUUGAAAGAGGACGAGCGAAAGAUUCCGAGAGAAAAUUGCUCAAACACGGGAAUCUGCAAUCCGCAGCAAUGCCUUUGUCACGUUCUUAAUACAAAGAAUAAUGCUAACACAGAGGAAACCGUUGAACGUUUAAAUUAUCCGAAACCCCAAAGUAUCGGGGGAAAAGAUCCAGAGAAAAGCAGCGUCGAAUCGUAUUGCUCGCAGAAGGGUCCAUCGAGAACGAAGGAGUCCGUAUCGCAAGUGCUGAACGCCGCCGUGAAAGCGGAAAGUAGCGUUCAGCGGAACGAAGACGGCGUCAUCCAGACGGAGGAAAGUAAUUUGCCGAUAAAACAAAGUAUUUCGGAACCGAAGAAACGAGAUACGGUAGCAGAGCGCAGCGCGGAGGUCGCUGAAAAAUACAGCGCCGAUUCUAUUUGCUCGCUGAAUUCCAAUUAUACCGAAGCGAGCUGUGGCACUAAGUGUUCUUGCUGCGGCGAGGAUCUCACGGACGCGGAGAGAAUCGAGAUCGAGUCCGAAAACUUCACCAUUUCCAUUGAAUCCAAGGUAACUGCCGCUAAAGAACCCUCAAACGGAGCCGUAGCGAAUAACAGAAAGUCAAUCGAAUCUUUGAAACCUAAGGCAAAAGGCGCUAAGGAGAACAAAAUAUUCUUCGCGCAGGGUCCAUUUAGCAAUACUUCGCCAUUGAACGAUUUUGCUGGUCAACGGUCGAAGUACAAAACGAUGGAUGGUAAAAAUGUGGCUAAAACAUCGUCGAUUGAGGAUAGACCUACCAGAGUGGUAGAAACACGCAAUCCUUCUAUUGCUCGAUCAUCGAACUGUAACGCGAUGCCGGAUUCCAAUAAUAUAGGUAGAGGAUUGCCGACUGUUUCGAACGGUCCAAGCAAUAUUUCCCGAGCUUGCGCGGAGAUUUGCGAAAACGGACGGAGUCUGGCUGCCGGGAGGACAAGCACAGAGCAAUUUUCUUGUCGAUCAAACGUUUCGACGAAUCUGUAUAGCCCCGAGGAUGGUUUGCGUGUUAGACGUCGUGAAAGGCGCAUGAGACCUGGAUCACUGUAUUGCCGAUCGUCAGCGAGAACCAGAUUGCGCGGGAAAUCGAUGCGUUCCACGAUCCGAGCGCCUUCAUAUUCCACGCAGGAUCUUCGGGAAAUUGAUUGCGCGAGAGAAUCGCGGCGCGACGUGAAAGUGCGAAAUUAUACAAGAUGUUCUCGGAGGAAUCGCUUCCGCAGCGCCGCUUCCGGUUAUCUCUGCGGCUCAUUCCCAGCAGCGUCCAUCGAUCGAUUGAAGUACUUGAUCCGCAGGAAACUUCGCAGACUACUGCUGGAGCAACGUGACAGAGGGACCAGCACGUCGAAGACGUUCCUCAGGAGCGAGAGAUACUUCGUCAGCAUCUCGAGUGGGAAACUGAGUGAGGGACAUGUGAUUCGUAACACCUGUUCCGUUGAUCGUUUAAACCGAUACGUUGCAAAAGAGCAAGAUGGAGAGACUAGGAAGAAGAAGAAGACUAGAAGCAAUGUUUGGGGUAGUAAGAAAGAUACCUUGGAACGUGUUGUUAAGAAGAGAGACAUCCGGAGUAUGUUUCGAGGGGAUUUAUUCGAGAAAUUCAGGAUUGCUAAGGUUUCGAAGGUUUUGAGUCCGAAGCGUGUUACAAAAUUAAUGGACACGUAUAAUUUAACUGGUAGGAGGGAGAAUGGUGGGAGAAGGAAUUUGGAAACGAAGAGCGUAGGAACUGCUUAUAGUUCUACGAAUAUGUUUUUCGCCGAGGACAGCUCAUUUCAGCGUUUAAGAAAUCCGAAUAAGAAACACCUGGCAGAAGAGUACUCAUACCUCGACAAAGUAUUUCGCGAAAAGAGGCAGAAUUUACGUUCCAAACGAGACUUAAAGAAAUGUCGAGAAAAUUGUUGCAAGUGCGGUUCUUCCACAGAUACUUACGACGAAAUUAAGAACGAGAAACUCCCUUAUAAUAAUUCGUUUCGGAGAACAGAGAACGCGUUGAACCUCAACGACUUGAAGUUACUUAGAAGGCAUUUUCAAUCUAGAGCAGAUCACGAUGAGGAUUUUGCUAUUUUCUGUCGCGACUAUGAAAAAUACGUGAACUAUAUUUACGUUGAUUUUAAAUUAAGAUUGUUGCAAUAUGUUGCACUCUGUAGGCACGUGAAAAAUACAUUAAUCAAGAGGUUACGAUCGGAUGACGUUCCUGAAGUCAGGUCGAGCUCAACGUAG